AUGGCCGGCGGCGGCGCCAAAGCCGACGGCGCGGAGGAGAUAACGCUGGAGCACACGCCCACGUGGAUCGUCGCCUCCGUAUGCUCCAUCAUCGUCGUCAUCUCCCUGCUCUUCGAGCGACUGCUCCACCGCCUCGGCAAGAGGCUAACAAAAGGCCGCCGGAAGCCACUGUAUGAUGCCCUCCUCAAGGUCAAAGAAGAGCUGAUGCUGCUGGGGUUCAUCUCCCUGCUGCUCAACGUGUUCCAGGGCGCCACGCAGAAGAUAUGCGUCCGGGAGAGCGUGAUGCACCACCUCUUGCCCUGCUCGCUCCCCGCCGCCGCCGCCAAGACCACCGCGCACUUCGUGCUCGCCGGCGGCACGAGGAGGCUCCUGGCGGGAGGAGGCGCCUCCAGUGACUACUGCCUCAACAAGGGCAAAGUUCCAAUUCUUUCGACAACUGCCAUUCAUGAGUUGCACAUAUUUAUCUUCGUCUUGGCAGUCACGCAUGUGGUUCUCAGUGCUGUUACAAUUAUUCUUGGAAUCACACAGACAAGAAAUUGGAAAUAUUGGGAGGAGAAGAUCCAGCAAAACGAUGAUAGUGCUCCUCAAAUGAUCAAGCAUGUGCAAGAAUUCAAAUUUAUUAAAAGUCACUUCAGAGGUCAUGGAAAACGAUGGGAAAUAUUCGGCUGGCUGCGCUCUUUUUUCAAACAAUUCUAUGGGUCAGUCACUGAGGAGGACUACACAACCCUGCGACUUGGCUUCAUCAUGAAACACUGCAGGGGACAUCCAAAAUUCAACUUUUAUAAUUAUAUGAAUAGAGCAUUGGAAGUGGAUUUCAAGAAAGUCGUUGGCAUAAGCUGGUACCUUUGGGCUAUGCUAAUGAUAUUCUUGCUACUUAAUGUUCAUGGAUGGUACGUCUACAUUUGGAUAACAGUAGUCCCAUUCAUUUUGCUACUUGUGCUCGGAAGUAAGAUGGAGCAUAUUAUCACGGAGUUGGCUCUUGAGGUUACCCAAAAGCAUACGGCAAUACAAGGGGUUCUAGUUGUAACUCCUUCAGAUGAACUCUUUUGGUUCCACCGUCCUAAACUAGUCCUUCUCUUGAUUCAUAUCAUCUUGUUCCAAAAUGCAUUUGAAAUUGCAUUGUUCUUUUGGUUGUGGGUAACAUAUGGGUUUAAUUCCUGCAUUUUGGGAAAACCGGUAUAUGUUAUUACUCGUGUGGUGCUAAGUGUCAUCAGCCAACUCCUAUGUGGAUACAGCACCCUACCUCUCUAUGCUCUCAUCUCUCAAAUGGGAAGUUCUUUCAAGAAGGCGAUCUUCGAUGAUAAUAUCUCCCAAGGCCUUACCAAUUGGGCAGAAAAUGCUAGGAGGCGUAAUAGAAUGCCAACAACAAGUGUUGGUGACAAUUCACCUAUUGCUGAGGGAAUUCAAAUGUCAAAUGAGACACGAAGAGAAUCAGCAAUGGAACAAGGAACCACAAGGUUGAUCUAA
Molecule: messenger RNA, 1467 nt
Organism: Miscanthus lutarioriparius
Lineage: Eukaryota; Viridiplantae; Streptophyta; Magnoliopsida; Poales; Poaceae
Source: the annotation of a GenBank genome assembly